Paralichthys olivaceus (Japanese flounder) is the source of this 1103-nucleotide messenger RNA. Its product is annotated as caspase recruitment domain-containing protein 19-like. NCBI's taxonomy places the organism in Eukaryota, Metazoa, Chordata, Actinopteri, Pleuronectiformes, Paralichthyidae. The record is from RefSeq and is a predicted model, not a curated record. Gene Ontology annotation, cellular component: mitochondrion.
GGGGCGGCGCAGCGCUCCAACGUGCUGAUGUCAGCAGGGACCGUCACACCGGGGACAACAGGAAGUGUCACACCGGGGGAGCUGCUGCUGCUGCUGGGUGGAGACAGACCUGCCCGUCGACUGUUUGUCAGUAUGACAGACAGUGACUGUUAUCAUCAGCAGCUCCAGAGAGAUGCCCAGUUCCUGUGCUCAGAUCUGAGGAUGGACACGGAACUUGUUGACAGACUCGUGCUGCAGCUGAACAGAAUUUACCCCCAGAUACUCAGUGACAAAGAAGCCCGCAGGUUCAGGAACCUGAGCAUACCCACCAAGGUGCGGUUAGCCCAGCUGCUGAAGCACCUGUAUGGGGAGGGAGAGGACACAUGUCACGAGUUCUACAGAGGACUUCACAUUCACGCUGAGGACGUUUACUCCAGCCUGCCCAGCAGAGUCAGACAAAGAGAGAUCGCAGAUCCAACGUGGACGAACAAUGUGGCGGUCCACCCAGAGCAGUUUGUGGUCAAUGACAGAGGGCCGAUGUUCUUCCUGAGCUGUUUCAGUUUUGUGGCUGGUAUCGCGAUGCUCUACUAUUAUGGAGGUGGUGAGACACUGAGACGCACCGGUCCGUUUCUUCACUGCUCUGCGGCAAGACUAGCAAGUAAAGGUGCUAAAGAUGUUUUAAUUACCUAUGCUGAGGUUGGGAGGCAGACAAAAUGAGUAUGUUAUGGUGCUGUGAAGUGCUCCCAUGAGAAGAGCGAGCCAGGAAAGGUUCCACUUCGUAUGCCAAACACAUACACACUCAGAGCUGUAAAGGAUUUCAGUGAAACUGAACACAUUCAAGUACUAAUUUUCAGUAAACAAGUACUAACUGUGUUUUUUGUUACGCUGGAUGAGGGAGACAUCAAUCAGGUGCAGUUCAAUACACACCCACACAGUCAGGCUUAUUGCAGCUUUAAUAGAGUGUGUUAGUGCUGUGUAUGUUAACACAUGCUACAUUAUAUUUGCCUAAACACACAACAUGUCCUCUCACCCACUCUCAGUGCCUUCUACUGUGAUAAAGAGACUUUUUAAUAUCUAUUGACUGUGUUCAACUUUUGCUCAAAUAAAGCACAAAUUAUUUUUGA